Messenger RNA from Oncorhynchus kisutch (coho salmon), 7959 nucleotides. RefSeq names its product DENN domain-containing protein 4B. Bases 452 to 4945 code for a protein of 1497 amino acids. Lineage: Eukaryota; Metazoa; Chordata; Actinopteri; Salmoniformes; Salmonidae. Gene Ontology annotation, biological process: regulation of Rab protein signal transduction. The record is from RefSeq and is a predicted model, not a curated record. Gene Ontology annotation, cellular component: cytoplasmic vesicle. Gene Ontology annotation, molecular function: protein binding. The transcript is spliced from 27 exons.
ACGCGGGUGUCCACCAAAAUGUUUUUACUCUCGCAAUUUCCUUUCCUCUAGUUUUAUAAUGCAUAUUACCACAGCAAACAUGUUUUUAAAUGCAUAACAAUAGACUGCAGGGAGUUUCACAAAUUAAUAACUAGUUUGUAUGUAUUAUUGAAAUAGUAGCGCAAGUGUCUGUUCUGAGAGCUCUUUCGGUCUGUGGCACUGGAAGUACGACAGUGUUUUAGUUUCCCAUCUCGACCGCAGGAGCUGUUGGCAGCUAACCUCCCGACCAGCCAGCAAGAAGCGGUCUGAUACGACAGACAUCUACACUGGCUCUAAUUAGAAACCGACUCCAUGGUACACACGACCUCCAACAUGGACGCUAAAUGUCUAAAUAUGACCUAAGCAGGAUGAUAUCCAAAGUGAGCAAUCGGACCUGCCAGCAAGGAUUACAAGAAGUUGGCAGACAGGCGGCAUGACGGAGGAGAAAUGCCCCCAGCUAGUGGACUACUUUGUGGUGGCAGGGCUGGCUCCAGGGGGCUCGGCCCCACUGGACGAAGAGGGCCAGCAGAGAGGGGGCCGGGUGGUGGAGCCGGUCAUCGACCUGGCGGUGAUCGCCCGGGGCUUGGGGGAGGAGGUGCCCGAGGGCUUCACCUGCAUCGAGAAGACCCAGGGGGGCCACCCGGCCGGGCUAAGUGCCGGACUCAUCAACAACCCCCACAUGUACCUGUGUUACCGCCGUGGGCAUGACAAGCCACCCAUCCUCGACCUCGGGGUGCUGUACGAGGGCAAAGAGGUGGUGAAGCAGGGCUGGAAUGUGAUCGAGACCACCCCCUACAGCCGCUCAGCCAGCCUGAGCUCCGGGGGGCCUGCCACCCACCGCACCUUCCUGACCUACCGCCGGGCCCCAGAGUCCCAGGCCCUCCACACCCUAGGGGUCACAGACAUCUCCCUCCUGCUGCCCAGCAAGGGGGAGGUGGCCCCCCACACCUUCUGCCGGGUGGAGAAGAACCUCAACACUGGCAUAUGGGGUCCAGCCUUAUACCUGUGCUACAAGAGAGCUGUAGCCAAAGCCAAUGCCCUAGUCUAUGAAGCAGGUCUGAUCAGUCGGUAUCCUGAAGCGGACGUGGAGUCCUUCCCCCUGCCAGAGUCUGUGCCUAUGUUCUGUCUGCCCAUGGGUGUGACGGUGGAGAGCUGGCCCCUCAACACCAAGUACCAGCUCCCUGUCUUCUCUACCUUCGUCCUCACCAGCGCCUGUGGCGACAAGGUUUACGGUGCUGCCAUCCAGUUCUAUGAGGCGUUCCCACGGGAGAGCCUCUCGGAGCGGCAGAGCGUCCGUCUGGGCCUGGUGAGCGUGGUGGACCGGCGGCCUAUCACCAACCGCACCCUGCAAGUGAAGAAGAGCGUGUGUGUUCUCUCCCACUGGCCCUUCUUCACCGUCUUCCAGAAGUUCCUCACCUUCGUCUACCGAUACUCCAUCUCUGGACCCCACGUGCUGCCCCUCGAGAAGCACAUCUCCAGCUUCAUGCACAACGUCCCGUUCCCCUCCCCUCAGCGACCUCGCAUCCUAGUGCAGCUCUCCCCCUAUGACAACCUUCUCCUCUGUCAGCCUGUCUCCUCCCCCUUACUACUCAGUGGUGCCAGCUUUGUGAAGCUGCUGCAGAACCUGGGCCCUGAGAACGCCUGUGUCCUGCUGCUGGCUGUGCUGACGGAGCACAAACUACUGCUACACUCCCUCCGCCCCGACGUCCUCACCUCCGUCAGCGAGGCCCUGGUAUCUAUGACGUUCCCUCUGCGUUGGCACUGCCCGUACAUCCCCCUGUGCCCGCUGCGGCUGGCAGACGUACUGUGUGCCCCCAUGCCCUUCAUUGUGGGCGUCCACUCCAGCUACUUUGACCUCUAUGACCCCCCUACUGACGUGGUGUGUGUUGACCUGGACACCAACACCAUCUUUCAAGCAGAGGACAAGAAGCCGUUGUCAUGGCGAUCACUACCAAGGAAGCAAGGCAAGAUGCUGGUGAAUACCCUCACCAACUUGAUGAAGACACUGGAGAAAAUCUACACCAGUGGCCAAGAGGAGGCCACCCUGGAGUUCCUGCUGACGGACUAUGACCUGAUCUACGGGCGUCAGAAGCAGCUGGAGCUGGAGAUCCAGGAGGCAUUCCUGCGUUUCAUGAGCUGCCUGCUCAGGGGCUACCGCGCCUACCUGCUGCCCAUCACCCAGGCCCCUUCAGACAGGACUACCGACUGCAGCUCCCUCUUCAACCUGCAGGGCUUCCUGAAGUCUCGUGAACGCACCCACCAGAAGUUCUACACCCAGCUGACCAGGACCCAGAUGUUCACUCAGUUUAUCGAGGAGUGCUCCUUCGUCAGUGAUCGCCAUGCCUGUCUGGAGUUCUUCGACGAGUGUGUCCAGAAGCAGUCGGAUGUGGAGAAGCCUGAGGAGGUGCGUCUGAUAGACCUGGAUGAGGCCCACAGUGGGGAGCACACGGUCUUCAUCAUGCCCCCAGAGGAACCCCAGGAGCCAGACGGUUCAGAGUGCCCCACUCACUACAGCUAUGAGACGUUCCCUGUGCUCUGCAUGGAUCUUUUUGACCGGCCUCAGGACCAGCUACGUGUCCCUACGAAGGGGAGUGCCCCCAGCAGCCCUGCCCCGCGACGGACUAAACAGGAGAUUAAGCUGGCACAGAAGCGGGCACAGAUAUACUCGGCAGUGCCCGACAUGUGGUCCAAAUGCCUGCUGGGCCACUGCUAUGGGCUGUGGUUCAUAUAUCUGCCCACCUUUGUGCGGGCGGAGAGUGCCAAGGUGCGUGCCUUGCAAACGGCAUACGAGGUGCUCAAGCACAUGGAGACCAGGAAGGUGGUACUACCAGAUGAGGUGUGUUACAGGAUCCUGAUGCAGCUGUGUGGGCAGUACGGGCAGCCUGUGCUCGCUGUUAGGGUACUUCUGGAGAUGAAGAAAGCUGGGAUCACACCCAACACCAUCACCUAUGCAUACUACAACAAGGCAGUGCUGGAGAGCAAGUGGCCCUCCACCAAUCAGGGUGGCCGUCUGCGCUGGGCCAAGUUGCGUAACGUUCUGAUGGCCGUGGCGCAGUUCAGACAGCCAAUCAAACAACGGCUGAAGAGUGGUUCAGUACGCUCGCGGACAGAUACAAUGGACAGUAACCAACGGUCCCGCCCACAAUCUAACCUGAUUCGUCAGUCCAGCUGGAGCGGCCUGAGUGAAAGCUCCAGCCACGAAUCGCUGACUGGGUCUAUGGUGAAGAGCAACAGCCUGAACAGCAUGAGAGGCUCAACAGACAAGUCUAAGCUCUCAAUGAAGGCGGUGCUCCGGAACCCAGGUGCCAAUGGCUGCAGCAAUCCUGCCUCCCGUAAGCCCCCCGUGGGGCCACGAGACACCACCACCCCUUCUCCCUGUCCCCCUGGUGGUGUCCUGGUGCGCCGCGACCAGGUGUGCCUGUCCACCUUCUACAAAGACUGUGCCGAGACGGCCGUCUCUGACCCCGACUGCAGCUGCCAGCCUGAGGACAGAGACGGCAGGCCACCUGGGCCUAGAGACACUGUGAGCCGCAAGGCCGUGGACGAGAACUACAAUAAUGUGUCACCGCCGAGUCGGGGAAGCCUGGCAGGGAAACUACAGCAGCUGCUCACACCUACUCGCCAUCGAGUCUCGGGGCGGCGGGCCACAAGUGUAGACGCUCGGCGCUCGGGGGGUGAAAACGGGCCGGUGCGCAGGGUGUCGGAACAGAGGCUGUCCCGAAAAGCCCAGGUGGCUGAGAGCCUGCUGAAGGCUAAGGAGAGGCUCUACACUGCUACCUCUGAGAGUUCUCUGUCGGUGGGGAGUGACGUCGACCUCCCUGAAACCACCAAUUUGGCCUUUCCUCUCCGCAAGUCCUGGGACACCAAUCAAGAGGGAGCGGGACUAGAGGUGUUGAUGUCGAGCUGCUCCCUGUGUCGGAGCUGUAACUCCCUGGUCUAUGAUGAGGAGAUAAUGGCCGGGUGGACGUCUGACGACUCCAACCUCAACUCCAGCUGUCCCUUCUGCUCGACCACCUUCGUCCCCCUUCUCAACGCUGAGAUCUGUGACCUAGGACCCAUCAGCAGCCUGGAACGUACCAAUUGGAAUAUGGACGAGGAGGUGGAAAGCGCAGCCAAGUCCCCUGGUGACCAGGAGACCAUCCUGGGUCACAACGGUGUGAGUGAGGACUCCAGCUCUGAGACCAGCAGUUAUUCUGAGAGCAGUAGCGCUACCAUGGGAUCAUCGGUGGGCGGGUCGCCCCAGGUGACGGUGGCCUACCUGAGCCCAUUGGUGCUGCGCAAGGAGCUUGAGAGCCUGCUGGAGAACGAGGGUGAGGCGGUGCUGUCGCAGGGCCAGCUCCUGGACAGCCACUCCAUCAUCUUCUGGAACAUGGUUUGGUACUUCCAUCGCCUGGGCCUGCCCAGCAAUCUGCUACAGCUGGUUCGCUCCUCACCGCUGGCCAACCAACUAGCACAGACUUCAGAGAACUCAGCAGUGAGGGUGAGGCUGCUGUGGGACACACUGACCCCUGACACAGACUACUGGCCCCCCCUCUACAUCCUGUGGAGGAUACACAGUGGCGUACCCAUGCGGAACCACAGCUGGCGGAGGCACAACCACCCCUUCACCCUGGCCUUCCUGGAGGAAGUGCUGCGCUGGGUCGGCAUGAACGAGGUACACAAGGGAAUCACUCUCUUCCUGGAAACCAUUGCCAAGCAACCAGGCACGCCCAAGAUACAAAGGAGUCUCUACAGAGAGAUGCUCUUCCUCACGCUGGCUGCCAUGGGUAGAGAUCACGUUGCUGCGUUUGAUAAGAAAUACAAGGCUGCGUACCAACGGCUGAGUGGCUCCUUGGGCCGCGAGGAGCUCCGCAGGAAGCGAGCCCAGCCACCUAGCCCCAAGGCUGUGGACUGCAGACGGAGCUUCCUUCUGCCCCUCGAGUGCUAAUACCACCUGCAGGCUCCACCCACUCCAAUCCAGAUCCGCCCCCAUCGCUGCUGCCUCCGCUCCCUAGAACACUGAUACCCAGCUGCCAAGAAGAAGGGAUUGGAGAAGUUAGACCGAAAACAACAGACAGAAAAUUCUGCCUUCACUUUGGACUUCUCCGCUGUGCUGCCACCUAGCACAGCUUGGCCACACUAUAAAAGCCCCCUGACUGUGUAACCACACCUCACUAUCCUUGUUUAUGUGAACCCGAUAUCUACAUUUGACCUUCAUUAAUUUCCAUUGUGUAACUGGCCUUUGGACAGCUUCCUCAAUAACUAAACACAACCCUCUCGUCCUAUAGUUUGGCUACAGGGAUUAUUGGACCUGGUACAUGCAGCCCAGCCCCCUUGGACUUUGCUCAUUGCUCAUAUAUACAUGGCCUCUGCCUCACCAAUAUAACUCAUACUGGUUUGUAGGUCAUAAAUCAUGCAUUUAAUUCGUAUGCAACAUGUAAGGCAUAUUACCGACCUGCGAUCUAUGCAUUCAAUGUGAAUAUAUUCUAUAAUUUGCAUUGCUUUCAGACAGAAAAUCUAAUCAGUGGGAGAUGUCUAGUGAUCCUUGAUGUGAUGGGAAGUGUCUAUCAUCGAACUGUAACAUACAUUACAUUGCAAGGGUACAUACCAAUCACUCACCGUCACAGUCAAAACCUUUAGAUUAGAUUGCAUUUCAUGCCUCUCUUGCUCUUUUUCACCCUCUGGAAUGAAUUCUGUCAACUGGACAUUGGUGGUAAAGUCUAUCACUUUGGGAUGAAACUGCUUCAGCAAGCCAAUCCAAACGAGGAUGUUUACUCUGGGAGAGGAUGAUAUUGAAUAUCGACUUCGGGUGAGGAUAUCUUCGGGAGGAUUAUGUCAACUCAGGUGUCGAAUCUGGGAGAGAAUUAUGUCAACUAAGAAAGGAUGAUGUUGACUGGGAAAGGAUGAUGUCAAAUCUGGGAGAUGAUGUCAACUCUGGUAAAGGAGGAUGUUGACUGGGAAAGGAUGAUGUUUCCUAUUGAUUUUGGGAGAGUAUGAUGUUAACUAUCGGUUUUGGGAGCAGAUGGUGAGCUGUGGGGAUCAGCAAUGUAAUGGUUUGAUCACUAUCACUAUGGUUUCCUUAGUGUGUGUGUUUUCCAGCUCAUGGUGUGGAAUGGGGCUAUGGUCAAACUUUGGGUAUGGCAGGAAAUAGCCUAUGCAGAGUUGCCAGAAAUGCUAACAUCCGGUUUUCAAGGAUACAGUAUUUUCAACCUGACGGAAGUGGGAACUCUGCUCAGGCGUCUUUCUAUGCCUGCAACAUUAGGUUAGGCAGGAAGUGGAGGGGGGUGUGACUGGGAACAGACACUGACAGUCAAGGAGAAUCCACGAGUCCUAUAAAAAAAACAGUCCUGCACCCCUACAUCACAACCAGGAAGGACUUUUCAUGGACACACAUACAUAUUGCAUACAGGAUUUAUCAGUUGUAUUGUGUUUUUUAAUUCCCUGUACUGUUCUUGUGAAUUUGAAGUGUGAUUGGGGGUUCUCAGUUCAAGAACUGAUUCUCAGUGAUUGAGGCAUUUGUUGCAGAAAGUGGCUGACAGAAGAAUAAAAGAAAAACGUGUAGAAGGGGGGUUGAUUAUGGUAUGUAUGAUGUGUUUUCUCAUGUUUUACGCGUAUUUACCUCAUCUCAUACCUCUUUUUCCGUGUUAAACGGGAGUGAUUUGUCUGGGAGGAUGGUCCACAAGGAAAUGACUGUGAUGGACCUUUAGUAGUAGUAGACUGUGAUGGAACUUGAGUCACACAUCACCAGUUUUUCAUUCACCACACAUUGAGGCCAGUAGUGGGUUAAGAAUCUUUGGCAGAGAUCAAAGUUCAGAAGAUCCAGUUGAGUGGAAGGGUUUAAGGAGAGGAAGGUACUUCACUGUGGAGCACAUACUUACCUACUAGGUUCUUGUUUUCAUGUACAGUACCUGUGAGGCCUUUUCCCCUCUUAGUUUAACACUUUAUUUGUUGUUCGACUUUGUAUAUGAAAACAAAUUAAUUGCACAAUGGACUUUUCAUUUUCUUUCAAUUUCAUAUGAUGUUGCCACACUGUUAAAUGCCUCUGUUACCGUCAUACCUUGUUUUUGAUCUUGCAGUGUUAUAUAGCAGAGUCACGAGAGAACGCCUUGUGUUCUGCCUUUGAAGAUUGUGUGAGUGACAGAAAUUAUUGUCCCACCUGGGAAGUAAAGCUGUAUUUACAACUAGGGAUGUGAAGUUGUAGCGAGAACAAUUUUCAGAUCUCAUAUUUUAGUCCUGAGGGUGAGAUAUAUUUCAGAUGGCACUGAUAUCAUUGUGAGUCUACCCAUAUAUCAUUAAAGUACAAGGGAGACAUUGUUUGCACACAGCCAUCCAGUCAACAGGGAUAUACAGACUGGAGCAAAGCAUUGAGCAUUCUCAGCCAGUAGAGGGCAGUAGGGCAUACAGAGUCCAGUUCUAGCCAUUGGUAGGGUGAAUUGGGCUUGAUCAUGCUAAGGCAACCCUGGUCUUGGAAUUGACACGUCUUUAGUAAUAACAUGGUGGGAACCUGUUUAUUCAAAUUGCCUAUCAGUGGUCAUGACGUAAAGGAGACCCAAGAGGGAAUGCUGUUUAAAAGUUAAGACUUGAGUUAUCGUCAGCGUCUCUAAUUACACCCUAUUUGGCUCUUGGUCAAAAGUAGUGAACCGUAUGGAUAGUAGGUUGAUAAAAUUGUGUAUAUUUUGAGAUUUCCCAGCCUGACGUUAGAUUGUAAAAAUAAGGUUGGUAGAUUUGUUCCCCAACGUAGGCAAUAUUACAUUUAUGGCCACUAUUUCAAUGCACCGGACUGCAAGUGAAUACAAGGGACAUUUAUAUUGUCUGUUCCUUUAUUGGUCAAGUGAGCAAAGAAAUGAAGAGAGGAUAUCUGUAUUUAAAAUAUAUUGUGUUUGCUGUUGUAAUUUAUAUGGAUGUGACUUCAGUUGUAAAUGUCUUGUUUUAUAGAAGGAAAAUACAAACAGAUUCCCCAAA